UCCAUCUUCGUUAAUGGCAAGGAAAUGAAAAGCAAAGUGGAUACUAUUGUUAACUUCACUUACCAGCAUUUUACCACCCAAUUAGAAGUGACGGUCUGGGUUCCCCGGCUGCCGCUGCAGAUAGAAAUCUCUGAUACAGAGCUUAGCCAGAUCAAAGGCUGGAGGAUACCCGUCACUGCCAAUAAAAGGCCUACCCGUGACAGCGAGGACGAAGAGGAUGAUGAGAAAAAAGGAAGAGGUUGUACCCUCCAGUAUCAGCAUGCCAUGGUGCGGGUCCUCACACAGUUUGUAGCUGAAUCCUCUGAGUUUGGAGGCCACUUGACCUAUAUGCUAGGCUCUGAGUGGCAGUUUGACAUCACUGACCUUGUGACUGAUUUCAUGAAGGUAGAAGAACCCAAGAUUGCUAAGCUUCAAGAUGGCCGAGUUCUGGUUGGUCGUGAGCAUGGCAUCACCACAGUCCAGGUUCUGUCACCUCUUUCCGAUUCCAUCUUGGCAGAGAAGACAGUGAUAGUUCUAGAUGACCGUGUAACCAUUACAGAUCUAGGAGUACAACUAGUUUCAGGCUUGUCCCUCUCCUUACAAAUCAGCAAAGGAAGUAAGAGAGCUAUCGUUUCUACCACCUCUGCAUAUGAUAUCCUUAAUACUCCGAAACAGGAAGCCAUAGUCAGUGCUUGGAUUUUGUUCAGUGAUGGGUCAGUGACGCCAUUGGAUAUCUAUGACUCCAAGGAUUUCUCGAUCACCAUCACUUCACUGGAUGAGAUGGUAGUGUCAGCACACCAAAACCUUCAGUCCAAAUGGCCUGGGGUCAUGGCGGAAGGGGAUGGGCAAGGACCUUUGAUUAAAAUUGAAAUGGUCAUCAGCGAGCCAUGUCAGAAGACUAAGCGGAAGAGCAUUCUGGCUGUUGGGAAAGGAAGCGUCAAAGUGAAGUUUGGUCACAAAGAUUCUGACCAAAAAGGAAGCACUAAUGACAUUGACAAUGUGGAUAGAGAUUUUAAAAGCCAUGCAAGCAAUUCUAUAGAGAAACCUGCAGAACAAGAGAGGACAGCACAAGAAUGGUCCAAAAACCAUGAGGACACGUCCAGUCAUGAGGACAAUGCAAACAAAAGCACAACUUUCGUAUCUCCCAUUGAUCAGGAGUCCCUGGAGGAUGGCCAGCUCCAGAAUAACCCAACUGCCUUCACAGGUUUCCCUACGCAAGUAGAAAUACCAGGAGAAAGCAAUCCCAGUGAUCUCACAUUGACUUCAAGAGGAUUGACAGAUUUGGAGAUUGGCAUGUAUGCCCUGCUGUGUGUUUUCUGCUUAGCAAUCUUGGUCUUUUUGAUUAACUGUGUGGCAUUUGCUUGGAAAUACAGGCAUAAAAGGUUUGCUGUGAGUGAGCAAGGCAACAUCCCCCAUUCCCAUGAUUGGGUCUGGCUUGGAAAUGAGGUUGAACUGCUGGAAAACCCAGUUGACAUUUCGCUCCCGUCAGAGGAGUGCACUACCAUGAUUGACAGAGGAAUGCAGUUUGAAGAAAGCAACUUUCUCCUUAAUGGGAGUUCUCAGAAGACUCUUCAUAAUCAUAUCCUCAGAUCGUCUGAGUACCUUUGUGAAAAAGAAGUCAAAAGUGAACCUAUAAAUCCUUCUGGGCCAAAACAGAAGCGAGUAAAGUUCACUUCAUAUACCACAAUACUGCCAGAGGAUGGAGGCCCCUACACCAAUUCUAUUCUAUUUGACAGUGAUGAUAAUAUUAAAUGGGUAUGCCAAGAUAUGAAUCUUGGUGAUUCCAAGGAACUUAGGGACUAUAUGGAAAGACUGCAAGACAAUAUGUAA
Messenger RNA from Phaethon lepturus (White-tailed tropicbird), 1809 nucleotides. RefSeq names its product transmembrane protein 132B (gene TMEM132B). The transcript is spliced from 4 exons. The record is from RefSeq and is a predicted model, not a curated record. The coding region runs from base 25 to 1809 and encodes 594 amino acids. NCBI's taxonomy places the organism in Eukaryota, Metazoa, Chordata, Aves, Phaethontiformes, Phaethontidae.